Toxoplasma gondii ME49 is the source of this 3895-nucleotide messenger RNA. RefSeq lists its product as hypothetical. The record is from RefSeq and is a predicted model, not a curated record. NCBI's taxonomy places the organism in Eukaryota, Apicomplexa, Conoidasida, Eucoccidiorida, Sarcocystidae. Bases 1636 to 2661 code for a protein of 341 amino acids. The transcript is spliced from 2 exons.
CGGACUGCUAUCGCGAAGGAAAGAACAGUACAGAUACACAGAUGUGAGAGGAGAGCAGGGAGGCGGCUGAGAGAUCGAGUAACGCUAAGCGAAGGAGGGAAGCCAAAGAUUGUUUAGACAUGUGUUUUUCUGUAGUUUUUUUAGGCUCUGUACACGAAAGGUAGUACGAGCUAUGGAGAAAGGUCACUACUUUGCGGUCGGGACGGAAACGACGGCAAGAGGGCGAAACACACGGCGACUGAAGGCAUGAAGGAGGUCGAGAAACAUAUUGAGUUUCAAUAUUUACGGCUUUUUUUUGUUUGUGUAGUAAACGCGCGAAGAAAAGAUGCACGAAAAGAAAACCUCAUAGUGCAGACGGCUGUUGAGCAGACAGCGCCUUGACGAGGCCGCGAGACCGAGCCUCCGCCUGGGCGAAAGAAAUGGCUGCUCGGCCCAAAGAGACUCGCAUUUUUUUCCACUUUAUAUCUCACCUUUUCGGGAAAUCUCCACUUUCUUGCACGGAUCCGUUGACACUUUUCACGCGUUUCCAGCUGCACUCGAACCUGGCUUUUGGCUGGUGUCUCCUGCGAUUUUUCUUUCCUUUUGGCCAGCGCAGAAUGCAUAAAGGGCAGCGAUAUUUAUGUAUGUGGGCAGCGUUUCAAGAAAAUCUUUUCUGAACGUAUGCAGCUGCCCGUUGGUCAUUGGAGAGUGCUGAAAGCAAGUUUGUUUCUCCGUGUAUGCGUUCAUCUCGCAAACCCCCGAGGAAACAUUUUCUCUUGGGCCGGAGAGUGGCGCAUGUGUGUCGCUGAGCUCCGCUGGGGACAUUUUUGGGCGUUUUUCUCCCUUUUUCGACUGUUUUCGCGACUUCUUCCUCUCUGUCGCUUCUCCUCCGUUCUGUUGAUCAUUUUUUCACCUGCGAACACUUUCCAUCCGCCUUCUCGCGGUGUAUGUACACCCCGUAGGGUGGGGAUCACCUGGUUAGCGCCCCAAUUCCGUGCCUUUCCCCAGGUCCUUGAACACGAACUUCCCACCUGUGCAGGAUGAGUUUUUCUUACUUCCAGCGGGGAGGCUGCCCUGGGGUGUGCAUGCACGUCAGCUGGGAUUAGCCGCACUUCUCUGUUGGGAUGCGCAAAAUGCACCAAGCAGACUUCUGUCCCGCCGCACUUAGGCACCCGGCCGUCCCUCAGACUCGUCUCGCUCCCGAAAGAACUUCCGUUCCUCACUUCUCUUCAGCUGCAAAUUUGAGAGCCUCAGCGAAAGAGACCGAUCCCGACGAUUGCCAGCCCCACAUCCGGGUGUCUAGACACCCGAGACGAACUCGCGAGUAUUCCGCGGGCGCGAACCCUGCGUCCGCGUUUCCUUGCCCCCUCGAGGGAAUUCCACGCUCUACUUCGCCUCACAGCGUAGAAGCGUCUGCCUGCCCCCCGUUUCCGCCUCGCAGCCACUUUGUGCUUCACAACCAACCAACAGAAGACGUUUUCGCUUCCUCUAUCGAGAGAACGCUGUUCAACUUCCUCCGCUUCGUGGUGUCCUUUGCAGUCCCACCAGAAGUUCUCCUCCAGGCUACGUCAGCGCCUCGCGUCGCUUUCUCUUCUGCCUCUUCGUCGUCAACAGCUGGCUACGCUCCAGUUCCUGCGAGAGGGGCUUCCCCAUACAAUGGCGACGCCUCUCACUCACAGCAUCCGGAACGCCGGCCUGCAGGUGUACAGACACCUCACGCUGUCUGCGCUUCCCUGGAGGUCUCCUCUGCCGACUCACGCCGCGAGGUCUGGCGACGAGAGGACCUCCCACGAGGGCAGCAACUCUGUCUCUUCUCCUCUUCGCUCUCGCCAUACUUGUCUCUGGUGCGACGCAAGAUGGCGGCCGUCUCCGAGUGGCUCGCUUCUGUCUUCUCCCCCGCGAGAGGCCUCUCUCCGAGAGCUCCAGAUGCACUCGGCGGAGGUCCGGAUACACGGGAGAGAAGCGGGAGAGAACUUUGUUUCGCGCGUGCCGGCCGAGAGUGCCGGCGAAGGGCCGCUGGCAGCUUGCAGGAAGGGAUCCUGUAGGGAUGCGGCGGGGGACGAGUUGGAGGGUGGCACAGGGGAGAAAGGGACUUUUUGGGUUGGCAAGGAGGAGAGUGUGGGGACGUCAACGCUGUUGGGGUUUUGCGAACUGGAAAGGGACGCUCGGGCUCGAAUCCGCGUCUUGAGACAGCCUCAUUCUUCCCUCUCUGCGACUCUCUGUGCGUCAUCCGCGUCGGUUUCUCGCAACUCGGAUGCGCCAGCUGAAGUUCCGUGGUCACGCGUGGAUUCGGAGAAAUGUCUUCUCUCUUCUUCCCUGUCUUCUUCAGCCCUGGGGAGCGGCGAGGCUCGCUUCUUUCUAGCCCCUUCGCUGUCUCCUUUCUUCUCAGUUCGAGACGGAGGAGGGCCAGUCAGAGCAGAGGGAUUGAAGCAGCAAGAAAUGGUUCAAAAACAGGCUCUUAUGGGUGUCCAGACAGUGGAAGGAGAGGGGACGCGUAAGGGAGAAGAAAAAGAAGGCUUGCGGCGUCAAGGGAAGGUGAAGGGAGAUGCUCUCACAGACAUGCUUUUCGAGAGUGAGCACGCUCCAAAGGUGGAGAUGGAGUGUAUGAACAAGAAAAAUCGAUUGGCUCUUCGCAAGAGGAGAAGGCGAAUGGGCGAACGCGUCAGUCUGCGAUACAGAUGAUCGCAGCGUCCCCUGUUGCAUCUGCUACCUUUCCAGCGUCGUGUUUGUGCUUAGCCAUGCUCUUUUUGCUGCAUUUUUGUGCGUAUGUUGAUGCAGGAGGACGGGGGUGUACACUCCGAUGGAAACUGGAGUGAAUUGCCCAGUGUCUUCAUGAGCAGAGAAAAGCGAUUUCUUCUACAGUGAACAGUCAUUUUUUCUCGAUUGGAGUCUCUGUCGUUUCGUCACGCAAGAGUCCACGCUGUCUAGACACAGCUGUCUCACAAGGCAGGGAAGCCGGGAAGAGUGCAGGAAGAAAGGGGCAACGAGAGUGACAAGAAGAGACAAACGAACUGUAGCUACUGGUUCAUUUUUCGGCCUUUGGCUUGGGUAACACAGUUGGAUGUCGCAAGAAUUUCAGUACGAGUGGGCACAGACAUACCGACUUCCAUGCAAGCAUAUACACAAGUGUAUGCGUAGAUUCGUAUAUUUCAUAUGUGAACCUCUUUAUGCAUAUGCAUAUGUAUAUAUAUAUAUAUAUAUGCCGGAUUUUGCCGCUUCAUUCUUAUUCUUCCUGUCCGAUUGUUUGGCGGUGCCGCUGAGGAGAGUUUUCCUUCGUGGGCGCUGUAGUUACUCCGGCGUCUGCGGGAGUGAUGCACUUGGUGUGUCUGUUCCGUCGUUUGCUAACUAGGCUUCCCCACCGGGCUGUCGGGCCGCUGUUGUGGUAGCGUCCGGUGUCUUUUUUACCACUUUUGAGUCGGGCAGACUUGGCGGUUUGAAGAAGCGGGGGGAGUUAAGCGUUGGUCCGACGCAACCUAGACGGAAACAUUUGUGUCUUUAAAUAGUAGCAAGAGUUUCGAGCACGUAGGUAGCUGUGGCUGUCGUGCGGCUUUCUGGCUCUGCGCAGUAGUUUCCCUUUGCCCAAGGAAGGCGAUGUAAAAUCUUCGGGGGUGGAAACAAAAACCUGCUUGACUCCUCAGUUUAAGCAGCACUCGCGAACUUGCGAUGGACAAAUUCACCUUGGAUGGUUGUAUAUUGGCGGCUAAGUGUCCGACACGCGAAGUUUACGUUUUUCCACGAAACCCAUUUGGAAGAAGAGGCUUGAUAGGAGCUACCGUGUAGUUUAUCGGGAGUAGAGUCAGCGUAUUUAACGGAUUGUCCACCCACUGGUUCAGCAUCACCUACCUUGUUUCGACUUCGUACCGAGUGUGCUAAUAUAAUUCGGACAUGAAUAAGCCGCAGUGGACACGAAACAGAC